GAUGAUAAUUCGAAGAUAUUGACAAGCCAUAACCAAGGUACCAAUAAAACCAAUUUCUCACCACUCAAUCAAAACUAUGUUCUAUUUCAACAAAAAUGAAGUUAUAACUUUAUCUGGACACAACAUUUGAUUGAGGCAACGCUUAGGUUAUUAUUUUAUUGAGGACUUUUUUUACAAACGUUGAAUUUUUAUAAUUCUUUUUUAUCAAAAGGCAUUGCUUCAAUGUGGAAAAAUUACUAUCAGUGGCCGUUGUAUAAUGAACACCAAGAUCGCAAGAUCUUUACUGCAGCCGUAAAACUUGCACGUCAAAUUGUGUUUGUAUAGCCUGUGGUUUGACGCAGUUCACACGUCAUUUACACUCAACAAUGUCUCAAUGUUCUCCUGAACAGGUUCAGUGUUUUAAGAACUGGCAAUGACUUCUCUGUUAACUUUUCACCUUUUGAGUGUUUGACAAUAUUUGAGCAUCGUUAGUGACAUCAGACAGAAAUAGUUUGUACCUGACAGUUGGCAGAUAAUAUGUGGUAUUUGUGAUAACAAGGCAAACCCGUUGUUUUGUUAUCAAACAUAGUUCUUGGGCUAUCGAAAUGUUAACUGAAAUGUAUGAUGACAUUUUGCUAACUUUUCAGCGAGCGCACAACAGAAUGAACGUGCGUAAGCGCAGCCCGAGCGCAGGCGUGAUCAGUAGCCCAAGCCGACAGAAAGGCCUGGCAAUGUCUAGUUCAGUCUCUAACAUUUCGUUUCGAUAUCACCCAGAAGAUGAGGAAUUGGAAGAUAUCUAUGACACGUCAAGCAGUAUCAUCGUCAAGUCUGAGGGAACUAGUGAGGAUAGCAGUGUCACUGAUACUCCAAGCAGAGUCCUGGGCCGUCUAGGUAUUCGGGAAGAAACGGACAAGUGGAAACUCUUUAGAGAAGUGAAGGGGAGAAUAACAAAGAGCGUGGAGGAAAAGAUAGAGGAGAUCAAGAAGACUGACCGACUGAAGAGUCAGAACAAACAGCGAAGGCCAGUGUUGGGUAUGAUGGAGCAGUCGAGUGUCAGUGAUUCUGAGGAACAGUCUGAGAGUUCACAACCAGCAUCGGACAAGUCAACACGCAGUACAGCCGAGCCGCUUACAGAGGAGCAGGCAGAGUCUGACGCGAGUUGCUCAACACCCGAGCGAUCCACGACACCUGUGCCAUCACCAUCACCAGAAGAGGUGGUGGACGAGGAUACAGAUAGUGCUGGAUACAAGGGGAAGGGAAUUCGGGCAGUGCUGAAGAGGAAAAAGGGGAAGACGAAAAUUGAAAAAGACGGAAAAGAUGUCAAUUUGGAUAAAUCGACAAUAUCAUUCUCAUCAUUGUGUGAUAAGGAUAGUGACUCAGAGGUUGUGGAAGUCGCACAGGAAGUUAGAGAGUUGCCUUUUGAAGGCUCGGAGACUGAACUGGCCAAGGAACUAGACAGGCUAGCCAACCCAACACUGUUCAGACGAGUGGAGAGCUUUGUCUAUGACUGGCAUAUCGUGGUGCUACCUCUAAUCGCAUCCUUAAUCAGUUGGCUCACCCCUCUUCCUCAGUACAUAGCAGGUGUGUUGGUGGGAGCCCUGGGGCUGCUGAUGUUGCAGAAGUUGGUAGGAUUGAUCAGGAUGGUGUGGGGCUAUACUACAUCCCCCAUAGAACACUUCAGGUCCAUGCUACCCCUCCACGAGGUGCCCAUCUUUCGGCGAAGUGUCUACGAGAGUGAUAUCGCAGACACUGUUUUAGAGGGCUGGAUGAAUGAAUACGGGAAGGAAUACAGACCAGAGACCUACCAUGUUAGUCUGACAGAGACAGUCUAUGUGACGCUGGACGGCACCAAGCUCAAGUUGAGCUCGCCACGGUGCAAGGUGCCCAAGCGAUCUUUGUGGAAUGAGCCUCGCUAUAAGCUACUGUUCAAUCGAGAGAGGCUCUAUGACAUCACCAACUGUCGUGUUGAGAUCAAACCUGACAAUCUUAUACACAGAAGGAUCUGGAGUAAGAAAUAUCCAAUUUGUAUUACUUUGACACCGGCAUCAAAGCUGGGUGCCAGACACCGGGAAAAAAACCAGGAGACUGUGGACAAAGACACACCCUGGAUAGAGGAGGAGAAGUACAACUUUGAUACCAUCAGUGAGGAUUCAGAUGACGAUAGGACAGUGCCUUCUGUGAAAGUAGAAGAGAACAGCAACAAUAGUGAUAUUUUUUCCUCCACAAAGCUCAGUGUUGAGGAGACAGUGUCAGUGAACUCUGAGCUUUCAACAGAUCUCACAUUGGAUGACAAGGAUAAGGAAGAAGAGGAAGAUUUUGUGUGCGUGACGGAGGUCAGACAGGACAGUCAACUCUACCUGUUUGCUCGGACAGAUAGGGAGAAGGAAAUUUGGUACCGAAGACUCACAGCUGCAGCCAGAAGCAAUGAUAGUUCAGAGAACUCCAAGAGUUCUCCCACUGAGAAGGCACCUGAACUCGACUAUUUAUCCUUCAUGUUGACAUUGUCUCAGCGCACAGUAGCCCAGUUACCUCCCAGCAAAGAGCAAACUUCCAAGAACAACUCCACUGCCCAGACAGAUCUGAGUAUCUCUAUGGACAUGAUGUGGCUCAAUGCUUUCCUUGGGCGGCUUCUCUACGAUGUCUUCCAGGAUCCAGAAAAACUGGUCAAGAUCCAGGAGAAAAUACAGAAAAAGCUGUCAGCCAUCAAGUUGCCACUAUUCCUGGAGAAAUUGGAAGUGUCACACCUUGAAUUGGGUCAGACAGUACCAAUAGUCCAACGUGCAAUGCGACCCACACUCAACGCCCAGGGUAUCUGGGUUGAUCUAGACAUCGUGUACGAAGGCGGUUUCAAGAUGAUUGUGGACACUAAAGUGAAUCUCAAUCGACUGCGGCAGAUGCAACCAGAGUCUCCCAACAGUGAGAGCCCUAAAAGUGGAUCUCCAGCUAAGAAUGUUUCACUAACACAGCAGAGCGAGUCACAGAGCAAGCGGGCUGUCUAUGAUAGCUCGGUGGAGGACAGUGCAGAAACAUCAAGUGAGGAGUUGGAGUCUACACGGCUGCAGGACCCCAGUGCGGGACCUGUCAAACAGCACAAGUACCUGCGGAUACUCGGCAAGGUUGCACAGAGCAAGUACUUUCAACAGGUGAUAGACUACAAGUUCAUCAAGAAGUUUGUUAACGAAAAUAACCUCCAGCUGAUUGUCGAGGUCAAAGGACUUCUGGGUACUCUGGUGCUGAAUAUUCCGCCCCCACCCAGUGACAGACUGUGGUAUGGGUUUCGCACAAACCCCAAGCUCUGGCUUUCUGCACAGCCAAAGGUAGGACAGCGGCAAGUUCACGUCAUUUCGCGUAUCAUUGAGAAAAAACUUAGCCUCGAGUUUCAGAGGCUACUCGUGCUGCCCAACAUGGAUGAUCUUCUCAUACCGCUGAUGGACCAUAGAGUACCGAGCUGAUCUCCUUCUCCUCCUCCUUCCCAUGUUACCUAGACGUACCAAACCAAAAAGUGUUUAGUCUUAGCCCCUAGUUUGUAGAACUGCAAAGUUAUGUCGCCUUGAAGCAACAGCCUUCUUGAUUUAGUUGUUUCUUAUGUCUUGGUGAAGAUUUUUCACUUUAUAAAUGGGAAUGUUUGUUUUUUCAUGCAAUUUUAAGCGAAGACAAUUUUUGUGUAUUAAUAUUGGAAAAAUACUCCGCUUCAUGGAUAUUGAGUAUUUUAGUACUUAAAUUGCUGUUUAAGAAGUUCUUAUAUUAAUACAACACUUAUUGAUCACUGUAUUUCUUAUUUAGUACUGUAUGGUAUAAAAUAUCUCAGACUUAAAGGUUCUAUACCAAAUUAGACUGUGAUGAUAAAAUUUGAUUCCGUAGAAAUAAUUAUAAUUUUAGAUUAUUCCUUUUUGUUUUAGUUAAUAAUUUAUGCUUUGCAUUUAUAUUGUUGAAUGAUUGAGUGAAUUUGUAUUGCUGUAAUUUACUCCUACUGGAGAAACUGUAAAUGUUGCGCUUAUGUCAAUUUUGAUUUGUUAAUUUUUGUAUUACUUUGUUAAUUUAGAUUUUAUUUGUGUAUUAAUUGUUACUUUUUUGCUUGUAAAAUAGUAUGAGAGAAAUAUUGAUGCAAACUUUUUUUUUAUUUUUGCCUUUUUGUUUUCCAAAUAUCUUUCUGUUGUUUUAUGUUAGUUUAAGUUUAUGACAAAAAUUAUUAAAAAAUAUAGAAGACUAUAAUAAU
This is a messenger RNA of Homalodisca vitripennis (glassy-winged sharpshooter), 4195 nucleotides long. RefSeq names its product testis-expressed protein 2. The record is from RefSeq and is a predicted model, not a curated record. The transcript is spliced from 19 exons. NCBI's taxonomy places the organism in Eukaryota, Metazoa, Arthropoda, Insecta, Hemiptera, Cicadellidae. Gene Ontology annotation, cellular component: endoplasmic reticulum. The coding region runs from base 585 to 3431 and encodes 948 amino acids. Gene Ontology annotation, molecular function: lipid binding.